Messenger RNA from Bombyx mandarina (wild silkworm), 1233 nucleotides. RefSeq names its product RNA polymerase I and III subunit C (gene Polr1C). Lineage: Eukaryota; Metazoa; Arthropoda; Insecta; Lepidoptera; Bombycidae. Gene Ontology annotation, molecular function: protein dimerization activity; DNA binding. Gene Ontology annotation, biological process: DNA-templated transcription. Gene Ontology annotation, cellular component: RNA polymerase I complex; RNA polymerase III complex. The record is from RefSeq and is a predicted model, not a curated record.
CUAAAAAUUAGUUAAAAUCACCACCUAAUGUAAAAUCGUUGAAAUAUUUAAUUUUGUCAAUUAAAUCUGUAUAAAAAUAUGCGACAAACUUUAUAUACAGUAAACGUUACUGUAUACCUGUGAAAUAAGAUAAAACCUUAUUUACAUUAAUUAGUAACAUAUUGCAAAAAUGCCUAAAUUCGAUGAAAAACCCCGAGUUUUUCUUGAAGAAUUCCGUGUUAAGAAUGCACCCGAAGAUUACGGAUUAGACGAUGAAACAUGGGACUUCAAAAAGUUUGUGAAGAAAUUUAAGAUAGUUGUAGUACGAAUGGACAAUUUCGAAAUGGAAUUUGACUUGAUUGGGAUCCAGCCAGCAUUUGCGAACGCAUUCCGGAGACUCAUGUUAAGUGAAGUUCCUAGUAUGGCUAUUGAAAAAGUAAUGAUCAAGAACAACACUUCUAUAAUACAGGAUGAAGUUUUAGCACACAGAUUAGGAUUGAUACCUCUCAAAGCUGAUCCAAGAUUGUUUGAAUAUAAAUCUGAAGAAGACACGGAAGGAACAGAAUUCAACACUUUAGAAUUUUCACUAAAAGUAAAAUGUACCAAUAGCAAGUCACAACCAAAAGAUUCAUAUAGAGCUGAAGAUUUGUAUGAAAAUCAUAGUAUUUACUCAUCUCAUAUGAAGUGGCAUCCAAUUGGCAACCAAGCUACAGUUUAUAAAGAAGCUGAUGUGGGUCCUGUACAUAAGGAUAUUCUUAUAUCAAAAAUGAGACCUGGCCAUGAAAUAGACCUUCAAAUGAUUGCCGUGAAGGGCAUAGGAAAGGAUCAUGCAAAAUUUUCACCUGUUGCAACAGCUACAUACAGAUUGUUGCCAGAGGUAACACUGACUCGUGAAGUUUGUGACAGUGAAGCCACACUGUUGCAAAGUUGUUUCUCACCAGGUGUUAUUGGUAUUGACUCCAAAAACCGAGCAUAUGUGAAAGAUGCAAGAUAUGAUGCCUGUAGUCGUAAUGUUUAUAGAUAUGACACAAUCAAAGAUUCAGCAAUCCUAAGUAGAGUUCGGGAUCAUUUCAUAUUUAAUGUGGAAUCAGUUGGAGCAAUUCCACCUCAGAUAAUUUUUGUAGAGGCAGUAAAAAUUUUAAGGGAUAAAUGUAGAUCUUUUUUGGAUGAAUUAAAUAAAUUUAGUUAAACUGGUCUUAAAUAAUGUUUUUGUUGCCCUUUUAAAUAUUUUCUGGUUAAUCUUGCCAAAGAAAG